This is a messenger RNA of Schistosoma margrebowiei, 3821 nucleotides long. The record is from the annotation of a GenBank genome assembly. Lineage: Eukaryota; Metazoa; Platyhelminthes; Trematoda; Strigeidida; Schistosomatidae.
AUUGUGGAGUUUUAGUUUGUCCGUCAAAAUAGCGCCAAAUUUCGUUCUCCAGGUUUUAUGUUAGACGAACUUACAAACCCAUACAUAGAUACUGAUGGAAAGUGAGAGGGAUGAGGAUUAUCCUAUUGGUGUACUUAUUGAAGAACUUCGUGGUGAAGACUUACACGUCCGUCUUCAUAGCAUUCGCAAAAUCUCUACUAUUGCCUUAGCUCUUGGCCCGGAAAAGACCAGAUCUCAACUAAUACCGUUUCUGACAGAAACAAUAUAUGAUGAAGAUGAAGUACUGCUCACUUUAGCAGAACAAAUCGGAACUCUAGUUCCAUAUGUAGGCGGUCCUGAGUAUGCCCACUCACUUCUUCCUCCACUUGAGAGUCUUGCAGCAGUUGAAGAAACGGUUGUACGUGACAGGGCCGUAGAGGCACUCAGGAAACUUGCACCAGACCAUACUACAGAAGCAAUGGAAAAAUAUUUCAACCCAUUGUUACAUCGCCUAGCUACUGGUGAUUGGUUCACAAGCCGAACCUCUGCAUGCGCUCUCUUUAGUGUAGUAUAUCCUAGAGUAAGGAGCUCAAAACGAUGGGAAUUACUUGAUUUUCUUAGGAGACUAGCCAAGGAUGAAACACCGAUGGUCAGAAGAGCAGUCGCUGCCCGACUGGGUGAACUAGCACUAGCCAUGUCAGCAGGUCAAUCUUCCGAGAAACCUAGUGCUGAUGGAGAAAAAUCAAGUCAGAUAUCUGAGCAUAAUUCAAGUAAUAUGACCACUUCUAUCACUGAAUCAAAAAUAUUAACAAAUGAAGUGGUUAGUUUGAACAGUGGUCAUUUUGGUUGUGGAGUUGCUGCUGAUGAACGUUUGACUAAUGAUAGCGUAGCUGAAAAAUCGUCGACUCUUGCAAAUCCUCUUCAAUCUGAUGACUUUACUCUAGAUCCUGAGAAAGAACGCAGUUAUAUUAUUACUAUAAUUGUUCCCUUAUUUGUUCGACUAGUUGAUGAUGAACAAGAGUCUGUACGCCUUAUGGCAGUCGAAUCGAUUGUUCAAUUGGCACAAGCAUUGGGACCUGAAGAAUCUGAAGGUUAUUUAAUUGAUCUCAUCCAACAAGCUACAACUGAUAGAUCUUGGCGUGUUCGAUGUGUUGUAGCCGAUAAAUUUACAGAAAUUCAGACAGCUAUGGGUUUACGAGUUUCACGUGAACGAUUGGUACCUUUCUUCAUGAAACUACUUCAUGAUGAAGAAGCUGAAGUACGAGCAUUUGCUGCUGGAAAAGUGAAAGCAUUUGCCAAAUGUCUACUAGGUUUACCAAUUGAUGCUGAUAUAAAUACUACUAAUAAAACUACUAAUUCUGAUACAAAAGAUUGUAAAAAUUCUUCUACAACAAUAACAUUAGAUAAUAAAAUGAUGGAAAUUGAUGAGAAAUUUGAUUCAGUUAAUAAUCUCAAUGAUAAUGAUAAUAAUAAUAAUGGUUUAGCAUCAAAAGAUGAAAUAAUUAUGUUACAAUUAUUACCAGCAAUUAAAAAUCUUACAAAUGAAUCAAAUACUCAUGUAAAAUCUUCAUUAGCUAAUGCUAUACUUGGUUUAGCUCCAUUAAUUGGUAAAAAUUUAACAAUUGAACAUUUAUUACCUAUAUUUCUUGCUCAAUUAAAUGAUGAUAAUCCAGAAGUUCGUUUAAAUGUAAUUUCAAAUUUAGAACAAGUUAAUUCAAUUAUUGGAAUUGAUCAUUUAACUAUUAAUUUAUUACCAGCUAUUAUACAAUUAGCUGAAGAUCCAAAAUGGCGUGUUCGUUUAGCUAUUAUUGAAUAUAUGCCAUUAUUAGCGGAACAAUUAGGUUUAGAAUUUUUUAAUAAUCAAUUAAUUGAUUUAUGUUUAUCAUGGCUUAUUGAUCAAGUUUAUGCAAUUAGAGAAGCAGCUGUUGAAAAUCUUGUAAAUUUAUGUAAAAAAUUUGGAUCAGAAUGGGCUAGUCAAUACUUUAUACCAAAAAUUAUCCAUUUGUCACGUGAUGAAAAUUAUCUUCAUCGUAUGAUUUGUUUACAAAGUAUUAUAAAUUUAUGUAAAGUUGUCAAUUCAACAAUUUGUUGUCAAUAUUUAUUACCUACUGUAUUAUCAAUGCAUACAGAUAAUGUACCUAAUGUUCGGUUUAAAGUCGCUCAAGCACUUAGCAAUUUAGGUUCACAAUUAGAAGAGAAAAAUAUUGAAAAUGAAAUUAAAUCUUGUUUAACUCGUUUAGCUGAAGAUUCUGAUACUGAUGUGAAAUUCUACGCCUAUGAAGCUAUGGAUACAUUAAAGAUAACAACAAGCAGUAAACCGUUUCAAUGUUAUUAUAUUAAAGUUAAACAGAAUAAUAAUGGUAAUGAUAAUAAUCCAGAUUAUAUUCAAACUGAACUACUGCCAUCAUCAACAACAACAGUGACGGCGACUGGACUCGACGAAGUUGAAACUGUCGAUUCAUCGUCGUCAUCAUCAUCACCAUCUGAACUAACCAACCAUUGUAAUAUUGAUGAUCAGUCUUUGUCGUCGCUUAGUAUUGUCAAUGAUUUAACUACUACUGCUAUCGAAAAUACCGUUGAGAAUAAUAAUGAUAAUAAUUCGUUACUAAAAUCACAAUCUUCUACUUUAGUCAAUAAUACAAACAGUGUUGACGAUAAUGUAAAUUGUGAUAAUUAACGACAAAAGACAAUUUCUACUAUUAUAACCCAAUCAGUUUUCUUUUUGUGUAUAUCGUAUUAUUUAUGUUAUGUGUUAAGAGAGAGAGAGAGUCAAAACAGCUGACAUUUGGUCAACAAAUAUACAAUUUAUCAAUCUACAUGCUUGUGUAUAUCUGUACGUAUCUGCCACACAAACAUACUUAUACCUGUUACUUCUCGUGGAGGAGCACAGACCUACUUACAUACACUCCCCCCCUGUAUGAUAUACACCGUAUACUGGUUAUGCGUAUUAAGUGAAGCCGUGUUGUGUAUACACGCUGUUUAUGAUGAUAAGUUCGGCUGGUUUUCUUUUCUUUUUUUGUUAAAACAAUUUUCCCCACUAAUUCCUGUAAUGAAUAAUAAUAAUAAUAAUCAUUAUUAUAAUUACCAUUCUUUUUUAAUUGUGAUGAUUACAAUUUUUGUUGCCUGCAUGACAUUAAUGAAUUUGAUAUUGGUUUGUUUAUUUUUUAAUUAUUCCAUAUUUUGUAAACUAUUAGCCAUAUAUAUAUAUAUAUAUAUAUAUAUAUAUAUAUAUAUAUAUAUGUGUGUUUACUAAUUGACAUGAAUUGAAUUCUCAAUAAUCAGUUUGUUUGUUUAUUGUUUGAUCGAUGGAGAGAGAGAGAGAGGGUGUGUGUGUGUGUGAGAAAAUGAUACAUUAUUAUUAUUACUACUGCCAUGGAAUACAAGCAUUAUUAGUUGUAUUUAAAUGAUAAAGUCAUGUAUUAUACACAAUUUGUAAUUUCUUUCUUUAUUAAGCUUUUAUCUUUUAAACUGUUUUCUUUUGUUCCUUUUCAUCCCCCCUCUCAUAACCAUCUCAUAGUUCAUUUUAUAUUAUGAAUGUAUUUAUGAAAGUGAUUAUUAGAAUCGAAUCACAUUGUUUACUAUUUACUGUUUAUAUUGGUUUGUUAACCAUUUCAUAUAACUCCAUAUUACUCUUAUAUUUGAUUAUGUGUAUGUUUACAUCAAUUUAUUACAAUAAUUACAUUUCUUUCUUUCUUUCUCUUUUUUUUGAUUGUUGUUGUUAUCUAUUUCUAAAGUGUGUGCCUUGAUACAUGAUCAAAAUGAUACAUUCUCGUUUAAAAUGAAAUGAAAUGAUGAUUAAUAAUAGUAUGUUUGUUGUAAUUAUGAAGAAAGUUAUAAUCAUU